Messenger RNA from Nanorana parkeri, 2445 nucleotides. RefSeq names its product zinc finger AN1-type containing 4 (gene ZFAND4). Bases 282 to 2354 code for a protein of 690 amino acids. The transcript has 10 exons. Gene Ontology annotation, molecular function: protein binding; zinc ion binding. Lineage: Eukaryota; Metazoa; Chordata; Amphibia; Anura; Dicroglossidae. The record is from RefSeq and is a predicted model, not a curated record.
AGGUGGAGUGGGGUGCACUGACUGCUAACAAUCGGGGGGCGAUGAGCGAGUGUUAGUAGCAGGCGGUGUUGGGCAGCCGUGCCGGGAGAGCGAUGUGCCGGGUGUCCUCAUUACUGAGAGCAAUGUAGCCUCCCAUCCGUGUGCCCCCCGCUGGGUGACCUGCAGACAGACAUGCAGAGGUUUUUUUAUUUAAAGAUGAACAGCUAUAACAAGCCGUUACUCCUCGGGCCUGAGGUUUCCUAAUUUUAAUUCUGCUCAUUCCAUAUUUUAUAUACUAUGCAAUGACACACAAAAAGGAACCUCCUUUUUUUAAUGAAGAUAAAGAUGGAUCGCUGCUCUGCAAGGGACCUUUCACAAUGGAACUCUUCAUUGAAACUUUGACGGGGACUUGCUUUGAGCUGAGAGUGUCACCAUUUGAAACUGUGGCCUGCGUUAAAGCAAAAAUUCAGAGGCUGGAAGGUAUUCCAAUCACUCAGCAACACUUAAUAUGGAAUAAUAUUGAUCUCAAGGAUGAUGUUUGCCUGAAUGAUUAUAUGAUCUCUGAAGGCUGUACAUUGAAGUUGGUGUUGGCAAUGAGAGCAGGCCCAAUUAACACUCGUAGAGUCCCUCUGGAAGACCCGAUCAGAGAGCUUGCUGAAUUAGUGGAUCCUGUACAAGAUGAAAUGCAGGAAAAGCUCUCCUCAAAUAAGCAGGUUACAUUUCUUGUAUACCGUGAUGGAGAUCAGAUGAAUUUCUUUCGUGUGGUGGACAAAAGGAAUGUCACUUUAACUCCGUUAUCAGAAUAUCUACGUGGCGGUUCAGCCAAUAACUUGUAUGCUGAAGAUGAUGAUGAUGAUGAUGAUAUUGAGGCUUCUCCAUCUGCCGAUCAAAUAAUAGAUAAUUCAAUCACUAGAAUCAAAAUGAAGUUGUUGAAAUCAAAGAUGGAGAGCAUGGACCUCAAUAAAAAGCUGAGGAGAUCUCCAAUCCUUAAACCAAGACCCCCUAUGGCACCACGUCCCUCAAAUGGUUCAAUGGUAGCUGGUCGUUACAGGCUGUUAAAAGUCCUCCCGCACAUUGGACAGACGUGCCUACCUCCUGGGAACCUUCACGCUGCUGAGCUUUCCCACAAUGCACUUUCUACUCUAACUGCUGCUGCUAGUACUCUAACUGUGAUUGCCGGUGAUGGUCUUAAGGAAGAAGAGACCUCUGAAAGUUCAGCAGUGAUUUCGUCACUUGCGAGUAUUACCUUCCCUACCAUAGUAUCCCCAGUAGAACUUGAAAACUCACAACUUUCAACAAACACCACCCUCCCCCAUAUUUCUUCUUUGCCUAAAAAAUAUAUAUUGACAAAAGAUGAUGACUCUAUAUUGCAUUCAAAUCUAAAUAUAAUUUCACCUGAAGAAACUUCUAGAACAGGCACAGAGUGCUUUGCACUGUUAACUGAUGUAGGGUCCUCAGAGCAGUAUGAUGAACUGUGCAGUUUGGGGAAAGUAAAAUCUGAGUUUGAACUGGCUGAAGCAGAGAAAGAGGCUCCCACCAUUGAGACCCACAAAACCACAGUCCCAAAUGCUCUAAAUUCUGAUUUGAUGGAGACUGGGAUUCUUAAUGCAACAGAUGUUAGUCCCCCAAGAAACAAAUUUCUGUCACCCAUUCACAUUUAUAGCCCGAUCAACGAUAAUGUCUUCCCUAAAACACAGCAACAGCCUAAAUGCUUUGAUUUAGGAAGCUUGAGGCCACCUGCGUCACACAAUCUCUUCCAUUCUCUGCAGCUUCGAAGCUUGGCCGAUCCCACUUUUUCCAGGACUUCUAGGUUUAGAGGUGUUGGAGUGGAAUCUCCAAGAAAGAGAUCCAGUGCAAUUUCAAAAGUGGAGGCUAGCGACAUGACUGAGGUAGCCAACAAGUCAUCCCAGGAACCUGUGGGCUCACUUAACAACCUGAGAUUUUUUGCUUCGCUGGCUCGAAGCGGAAGUAGGGAAAACUCCCAAUUCCGGACUGUUGUUGCUCCAUCAGCUUGUCUUCAGAAUGAGAACCUUUCCUCUCUCAAUGACAAAGGGAGCAUCUUCAUUACUUCGCAUGGCCUUGGAGAGAGUGAGGCCAACGCAGACUUUGGAAAGAAAAUGGUUGAAGCAACACAUCUUUUCCCUCCUGUGAAGCCUGCCUUUCGCAAUAAGAAGAAAACCACUAAGCACUGUUUCCUGUGUCGUAAGAGAACCAAUUUGGCAACAAGCUUCGAGUGCAGAUGUGGAAAUAACUUUUGUGCCACUCAUCGAUAUGCAGAAACUCACAACUGCACAUAUGAUUACAAGACUGCAGGAAGAAGACAUUUGCAGGAAGCAAACCCUGUUGUAACGGCACCAAAACUCCCCAAAAUCUAAACUGUGCACGCUGUGUAGCUCACUAACUACUCCCUCCGUCUGCUAGUCACAUGAUUAUUUUACUUUCAAUAAAUUUUUAUUGGUUUUGGUU